AUGCGACCUCCUCUCGACACUCACCAUCACCUCGACCUCAUACCCAAUGCGCUGCUCUCCAAUAUGACCGCAGACUACGUGCCAACUGACCCUGCUUCGUCAGCAACCGCACGAUACCUAGAGCACGUCACAAAAAGCAUCAUGCAAGCAGUCAACGACCGAAACUUCAACCCAUCAUCAGAACCCUGGUCACUCCUAGCGCCCCAGUUCCGCAACGACCCAGCAGGCCGCUUCGAUUCCGCAUCAUUCUUGCCUUCCGUCGUCAAGAAGCAAGAAAAAGGCAUCAUCCAUCGUCCGCAAACCAAAGAAGAACAUAUUCGAUUCCAUCAGGAAAUGUCGAUUGGAGCGCCCGAGUAUUUCAACAAGGUCAUUGAUGCCACUUGUACUUGUCUUGAUGAGGAGGCGUGUAUUGCAAAGGUCAUGAUGUCUACGGAAACGCAUGGGAUUCCGGGAGGGCUUGUUCGUCCGGCGGUCAGUACGUUGGAGUUCAGGAAGAUUUCGGGGAGUUGGAUGGCUACGAGGUUGAGGACUCUGCCGGGGUAUGAUGUUGCUGGGACUAAGACGCUCACGCCGUUGAAUUCAGGAACACCUUCAGCAAGCAGCUUGCACCCAUGCUUGCUCAGGAGCACGAGAGCACGAAGAUGGGAGCCCCGAGCAUCUGUACAGCCUGAUGCACUAAGGCUGCUCAAUCUCCUUGCCAUCCUUCCUAAUGCGACUCUGCCCGAGCGGACUGCCAAUCGUGAUGGCACUGGCAUCAUUCAUUGCCAUCACAUGUCUUGGCAAACAAAUCAUUGGCCUUCCGAGCUAUUCAAUGCUGCUUCGCUUGCUGACACGAUCGUUUCUUCGCUCAUUCGGGAAUACACCACAAGACAGACUGAGCUUGACAGAUACAUUAAGUGA
Molecule: messenger RNA, 900 nt
Organism: Pseudocercospora fijiensis CIRAD86
Lineage: Eukaryota; Fungi; Ascomycota; Dothideomycetes; Mycosphaerellales; Mycosphaerellaceae
Exons: 6
Coding region: 1-900 (299 amino acids)
Source: RefSeq, a predicted model, not a curated record